AUGACUCCUAUUAUUAUCGGACUUUUUUGUGUGGCCGUCGGUGUAGUCGGAUCUCCUUUACCACGUGCACAUUCAAGACACUAUUCACAACCAUUCGAAUUUGUCUCGAGAGAUGACUGGGGAGGCAGGGUCGCUACAUCGGUUACCAAAUUGAAAACACCCGUCCCUUUGGUAGUGAUACAUCAUAGUUACAUUCCCGGUGCUUGUUAUACUAAGGCAGCAUGUUCAACAGCAAUGCGAUCUAUGCAAAACGCACACCAAAUCACCAAUGGCUGGGCAGAUAUUGGUUAUAAUUUCGCAGUUGGUAGUGAUGGCAGAGUAUACGAGGGGCGUGGUUUUAAUCGCUUGGGAGCGCAUGCGGUUGGUGUUAACGUAAAAAGCAUUGGUAUUGUCCUUAUAGGAAAUUGGGUCUCUGAAGUUCCUCCAAGAAAGCAACUGGAAGCUGCUCAGGCUUUGAUCAAACAUGGCGUAGACCUUGGCUACAUAAGUCCCGAUUACAGCCUGAUGGGUCACAGGCAGGUCGGAUCAACUGAAUGUCCCGGGGGCGCACUCCAAAGGGAAAUAUCCAAUUGGCCCAGGUUUCAACCGAAUUUGGAAUUCCACCUGACAUGA
Molecule: messenger RNA, 612 nt
Organism: Danaus chrysippus (African queen)
Lineage: Eukaryota; Metazoa; Arthropoda; Insecta; Lepidoptera; Nymphalidae
Source: the annotation of a GenBank genome assembly